Molecule: messenger RNA, 820 nt
Organism: Pollicipes pollicipes
Lineage: Eukaryota; Metazoa; Arthropoda; Thecostraca; Pollicipedomorpha; Pollicipedidae
Product: cuticle protein 7
Exons: 3
Coding region: 56-679 (207 amino acids)
Cellular component (GO): extracellular matrix
Source: RefSeq, a predicted model, not a curated record
GGGCGUCACUGUUCACCGGCUUUCGCUCUCCACAACAGUUCCACCUGAGGACACCAUGGUAUUCAAGGUUGUGAUCACCCUGGCGCUCGUGGGCACGGCGCUUUCCGUCGACCCGUACCAGCCGGAGCCCGCUUACAAGCCGGAGCCCGCUUACCCAGAGACACCGGCCAAGUACGCCUUCGACUACGCCGUGGCCGACGAGUACUCUGGGUCGGACUUCGCUGCCGACGAGACGCGUGACGGAGCGAGCACGACCGGCUCGUACCGCGUCGCCCUGCCCGACGGCCGCGUCCAGACCGUCACCUACAAGGUGGACGGCGACUCUGGCUUCGUGGCCGAGGUCACGUACGAGGGCGAGGCCCAGUACCCCGAGACGACGCAUCAGGCGCCGACCUACAAGCCUGCCCCCGCGCCCUACAAGCCCGCCCCCGCACCCUACAAGCCCACCCCAGCGCCCUACAAGCCCACCCCCGCGCCGUACAAGCCGGCCCCCGCGCCCUACAACCCCGCUCCUGUGGCGCCGCAGUACCCGCAGUACCCCGCGCCGUACCGGCCCGCCUACUACAAGCCUAAGUACGCACCGGCAUCAGCCGCGCCGGCCACAACCGCGGCGGCAGCGCAGGCCACGGAGGCCGCUCCGGCCGCCGCUAAAGCUGCCCCCGCCGCCGCCGAGGCCUGAGCGCGCCUCUGCUCCCAGGCGGCUGCGGUCUGCUCGGCCUCCGGGCCGUGUGAUCACGAGCAGUCCGGUAUAUGAUUACCGUGAGUCUGUUUGUCCGCGUGCCAGUAUUUAUUGACAGUCCGUGAGAACAAAUAUAACAUA